This is a messenger RNA of Spirometra erinaceieuropaei, 21901 nucleotides long. The record is from the annotation of a GenBank genome assembly. Lineage: Eukaryota; Metazoa; Platyhelminthes; Cestoda; Diphyllobothriidea; Diphyllobothriidae.
AUGGGUUCGGUGCACGGCAAGCACCGGCUCACCAGAUCCGAAGCCCGGUCGCUAGCCUCUCAGACGCAUUUCACAGAAAAACAAAUAAAUAAAUGGCACCGGAUUUUCUUGGUGAGUAGACGUCUCUUUCUGCCGAACUUUUGUGUAAACAGGGAAGUUGCAGGCCUUUAAAGCAUGUCCGGAUUUGCUUUUGGCCUCCAGUAGACCACGUUUUCGUGGGCGUCCAGAGGGUUUGCUUUAAAUGACUCGGUCUUAUUUCUGGAGCUGCACGAAGUGGUGUUCACGAUGCUGAAAUGAGAGCAAAUUAUGAUUCCCGACCUGAGUGCGGGAAUUUUUGAAGACCGUCUGGAAUUUUUGUUAGGUACGACAACCGUGCUUCUUAAUCCUUGCCUAUAUUUGACGUCUUAACGUAGUUUGUACGUACAAACUUAAUUAAUUCCUAAGGUAAUCUCGCGUUACAUCGAACAGCAGAUCAUUUUAAUGCUCUUACCGAUAAAGAGACGGUGCGGCUUCGUGUCAGCUGCGCACACUGCAGCAUUGUUAGCAUCAAAUUAGUAAUUCUUUUUGUGUCCGAACUUUUGCGUGAUAGCAGCCGUUCUCGAAGGUGCUUUGCGUUCACAGUAUUCUGGUGCGAUUUCAAGAAGGACUAUGUCGAAAUUCGCUCCCAUUUGGCGAUUGCUCGUGUUCAGUUAGGGAAUAUUUAACGGGCGCGCGAAUGCAUUCUGGCACAUUUGGGCAGCUUUUUUGUGAUAUUUAGCACAUAUAUGGAAGUAUUUGCGUUAAAAUUUUCGCGUUGUCGCAACGGAAUUCCGCGUGCCCUGGCGCUGGACAGAACGUCAACCAGCUGCACUGCACAAAAGUGCAUUACAGUUUGCAUGACCUAUGUGGUUAUUAAUUUCUGCCGCCCGUCAUCGCUGUCUUGUAAGGCUUUGCCUUGGAUAAUUGAACUUUCCUUUCAUAACUUCGUUCUUAAUAAACUACAACCAGGUAUACAAAUUUCCCUCAAAAUUAUGCUCAGGUUAGCAAAUGCAAGGAGAUAUGGGUCGAUAAUCACAGAACUAUAAAGGGCUUGCCGGAUCAGUGGAAUUGAGUGGCUGACGUUUCGGAAGGCUAGGCCGGCUCUUCAUUCACUGCCUUGGCCUUCUGGCCGUUGUCUUUGAAAGUAAGCGGCCUCCUGUGUUGUAUGUCGUCACCCCAAUGGGGUUUGGCAGCACCUGCUCUGUCACUGAAACCACAAAUAUGUUGUAACGAUGGUGGCUGCAACUACGUUCGGGAAACCAUACGGAAGUGGGAAACCCGCCCACUCGGGCACAAACUAAUGACACGGAAAAUAGACCCAAACUCAUAGCUUGCAACUUACAUCGGAAAAAUUAGCCACAGUUUUGACUUUCACGGAGCAGCGGUAUUAAAUCGGGGUACGCCAAAGACAGAGCGUUUCACACUUGAGACUUGGCACUCAGAUGCCAACUCAAUCAACAGUCAUGUAAACAUUCCUUCGGCCUAUAUACACCAUGAUGGGGACAACACGGUCACUUCGCCUGAUCCGCUGGGCCCCGGCUCGUAUUUCCCAGGUUAAAAUUAUGCUUUUCGUACUUUCCUGUAGGCGUUUCUUUGCGCAAAUUCCAUGUUGAUCGAAUUUGCGCCGUCGUAGGCAGGCGGGCUAAACAGUGCAGAGUGCCUCACGGAAGUCAAAACGGCUGAUUCCCCAAAGCCAGCGUCUGCCUCUUCACUCCUGAAUUUACGUUUUGUAACAGUAGGAUGUCCAUCAACUUGCGUCAUUAGGGGUUUCCGGUGGAAGCGAUAGACUUUGAGAAGUGAAAUUGCAAAAGCGUUUAUUUUAGAAUUGAAAAAAGGGAGCAUUACUGCUUCUGAAAGCCUAAUUCUGCUACUGCAGCCCUUUCUCUUUGGCAAUUCGCAUCUUAAGGAAAUCCAGCCAGGGAAACUAGGACCUAGUUCCCUCACUUUACAUCUUCUGAAAGAAUCUUAAUUGAUAUUUAUUCGUGAACCUGUAAGAGUUAGUCUAAAUGUCCUUCCUGAAGUAACUGGAAUGAAAUUUUGAGGGUAAACAUUGAAAUAUCUUCCUUCCGCCUGCUCAAGGGUACAGGUAUUCUGUUAUAUACGUUUCUACAGCAGCUGAGCCUUUGAUGCAAGACGUUGAUAUUCUUAUAUUUGAACGAGUUGAAGACAGUAUUACUUUUCCGCACUCUCCGCGCGUGGGACAUAUAUCUCAUUCACAUUUUUAAAAGCGAUCACGAUUGGCCUUUUUCGCUGAAAAAUUAUGUCGAUCGGGGUUGCCGCCAUGUGUUAAUGUACUCCGUUCACAUCGAGAGAUUUCCCAGAAAUAUUGGAAAUACGACGCCCUUCGUAUGUGUGAAAAGCUGUUUUUCGAAUUUUAAAAGAGCCUUGUCUUCAACGUGGACAGUAAUGCGUUUCAACCGUGUACUGCCAUACACUUGAAGCUUCAGCAUCCAUAAGCAAUAGCGGUUUUUAAAAGGCUCAUUAUUUAAAUUACCUUAUAUUACUCAAUAAUUUCAGACACUAAUCUCUCUUAGUCUGUGGGAUUGAGUCACCUACCUAAGCUCCAGAACGCUUUAAUGAGAUUACCCACAAAUCACUGCGACUGAGUUAUAUAGCGUAGGUGAAGUUAAAACACACGACUACUGGAAGAAAUAAGUGAAGUCUAUUAUGAAAAACAUCGUGCGGACAAGCACGCUAAACGUCUUAACCGAAUCCUGUCACAUUGGCCGUUAUUUUCGUUAUUUAAGACCCAACUGUUUUUGAUCUAUCCUAGACUACGUUUUUUAAAAAAAAUCCACAUGGUAAAAUUGCUGAGGCCAUUAAAUCUGGUGACCUUAUUAGGCAGGUCAUGCGUCGGAAAAUUCGAGUUACUGAAUGAUGGCGUAAUACAGUUUUAAAUUUCGCCUAAUGUGGGACGGGUAAACAGUGUUCACCGGCAUCAUUUGCUAUUGGCUUAAGAGACUUAUCGAUCCAGUUGUGGCAGCCUGCAUCAUUAACCGCGGGGACCGAAAUCUAGUCAUGCCAUUUAAGGCAAAAUUUAAGCACACCAACGUACGCAGUGACGUGGCAUGAAUUUCAGUUGAUGGAGAACGAAUGUCCCUCUGCCAUAAAUACUGGAGUUUCCGAUGCCCACGUUAAAAAUUCGGUCUCCAUCCAACCACAUUUAUUGCUGCGACUCAGCUUCAAAUUGUGAAUGCUUAUGGUUCACCUUUCGGUCGUUCCACAAAAUUCUGCCUCCGAAACAUCCUUUCAAACGUAUGAACGAUUCUCUGAAGUGCCCCGACGUCAUUGCAGCACUUUGUGUCGCAUGAAGUCUCUGUUCACUGUCAUGGGAAAUGCGCUCACCGGUCAGGCUAUGAGACGUGUUCGUCGUCUCGCGUUUUUGGGUCAAAUCAAAGAUUCUCUGACGCAAUCUAGUAGCCACCAACAAUACAUACAUAAAGGAAAUGCAGAUAACGACAAGGGAAAUUGGGGUGGCAGUUUCUGAUCUUCAAAUGUUGCCAGCCAUCCGCACCCUGUCCAAGGUUGGGGGAACUUGGAAUGCGAACUUGAAAUUCUUAGCCAUUCACCGUUUACACAGUUAACGCUUUACCAUUGAUCCACGGGCUCCCUCUACACGUCAUCGGCUUUUGGGUUCACAUGCAGUCCUGAACCCUUCUACCUACGCAAAACUAAAUGAUCUAGCGAUAUCUGGAGGGCUGCGACACACAUUUCUCCGAACCUCUCGUCUGUUUACCUUCUAAAUGAGUUAGAGAACGGAAGUACCCCGCGUCUUAUAGGUGGGCUUAGGCUUAGAUUCAGGGGCAGCGGGAGGGUGUGAGGGCGCCAAUUAACUGUCGGUAGAUUGCAGACCGUGUCAUAUGGGGUUUUAUCGUAACAUUUAUUCGCAAACCGCUGCAGGUCUUACAGUCCAGCCACAAUUGCUUCGCACGAACAUAAACCAUAACUCAAACCCUUAUUUUCUGUGAUAAAUUGCUCUUUGUGAAGUUUUAAUGAACGCACCCAUGUCCGUUGCCAUAUGUAAACGUACGACAAGACUUUCGACUAAAAGUCCAACCGAUUUCUGUGCUUUCUUGUGUUCCGUCAGCUUACUAUCUGGCGCGCUGUCCAACCCGUAAAACCUCCUAUUACCACCAUUCCCGUAUGAAACGAUCCACAAUCUACCGACAGUCAAGUGGAGUCCUUCAUUUUGCCGUUGCCGAUCCAGGAGACCUAGGGUCAGAGUUAGCAGUUGCGUUACCGUUAGUGUUUGAGCUUAAGUUAUAAGAGUUAGUGUUAGGGUUUGGUUUAUAAGGGUAGAGUUGUAGUGAGUGCAAUGCUUAGGGUUGAGGUCGGGACACGACCAUGGGUGCCCUCUCGGAAUUCGGCGGAAGGCCACCUGCAGGUUGUGAAUACAUAUUCCCCUGCCUGACCGUUUAGAAUUUAAUUUCAACAAUUUGCGACAACCAUAGCCUAUGUUUUUGACCCUGUAAGACCGUUUUGAUUGGCUGUCCUUUUCCUGCACUUUCUGCAUUGAUUGCCUCGACAAAACCUCUGCAGCCGAUGUGCCUUGCAUAAAGUCCAAUUCACUUAAAAAGGCGUCUGUCGUGUACAUUUCAAAGUAACCUGUUUUUCGCAAAGACCUCCAUACUUCGAAUUCAUGUAUGAAUUAGGACGCUGGCCUCCAAAAACGUGCAUACCACAAAAAGGAGGUCUUUGCAAGAGUCGAGGUGUGUCCAUGACUAUUCAGACUGGUGACGUCAACCUGCCGUCACGCCAAAUGAAUAAUGUGAUGUGGAAUUAUCGUACCACAGCGUUCUGGGAAAACACAUUAAGAUCGCACCAACGGGCAAAUGUCCAUGAAGAGGGGGUGAACAGAGGUUCAUUAUGGUUGGCAGAGGGCGAGUGAGUAACUUUGGUUAUGGUCUGUCACGUGUGGUGAGAUGGCCGAAUAGGGAUAACAGUUGUUUUAUGGAUGAGCUCAGAGGGUCUGUGGACCAUGUGCGGAGAUUUUCUUAGUGAGUGUCCAGUUUAAAAUGAUAAAUUGUUUUGUGUGUGCUAAAAUGCCUGGUCUCGAGGUCUUUCUGCCUCUGUUCUGUUUCUGCUAUACUAAUCUAUUCGGUGCCGAUCAACUCGAAGCCGUCUUCAAGUUCAAGAACAUGCGCAAAAACGAAAUGCGACGGAGUAACUUCGAUGGCCCGUCUGCUUGUAUUUGCCAAUGCGGACCGUUGGCGGUCGACCCGCACGACCGGCGUAAACGCAAGAGCAAACAGAACACGGAACGUCUUAGGUGUUACCGUUUGGCUGUUCUUCAUGCACGGAUUAUGUUAGUCGAAACACUCUACAUGUCGUGAGCCUUAGAGAUUUCUUCCAUGUAAGGCAGGGAAUAGCAUUUCUGCAGUACCACUCCGUCCUUUGGCUGUAUACGGCUUCUGGGACUUUUUUCACAAAACUGAUCCUCUUAUUCAUUGGAUUAAAAUAACUGAUUUAGGUAAGGAAGUUCUCUCUUAGGCAGAUCUCUCCGUUGCGGCAGUAACCAAUGACCCCGCAAGAACGAGGUCGGAUACAACUUAUUUUUAUGCUGUUUGCUUUUGUAGCUGAAAAUUACUCAUUUCUAUAGUUCUUUCUUAGUUUUUCGAAUAAGGGGCUCAGUUUUGUAGGCACUACACUCCUUUUCGGAAGUUUAGUGACUCUCUUAGAUAGACCUGUCUCAUUGAUUGGAAGGAGACUAAGGUGCAGAUUCUCUUGAAGAUCAGCUUGCGUCUUUACUCCGACACCUUUAAUGGUAAUUUUUAUUUGGUGCAGCACGUUCUCAGCUAAAUUAUGUAUAUAGGCUGCUGUCUUGAAGCGGUAAAGACGAUUAUAGAGAUCAGACAAGAUGGAAUUCAAAGCAUUGAAUUCCCUUUCUCCUGCAAGGAAUCCCAUAGUCGCUCCUUGUAGAGUCCACUUGAAUUGAAAUUAACUCACUAAGUUCAAGUGUUCAAGGCAGCAGUGAAGAAAACUCUGCCCCUCGAAAGUCGUCAAGUCCCAACGCGAACGUAUCUUCGCGUACAAAUCAAAGAGAUUUUUGGCGCCUAUACAUAUUUGUUGAACUGAGUUAGUAUACAUUUUCAACUAUUUAAUUAAAAAAGAAUUGACAUUUACCUAUUAGUGCGGUGGGAGACUUUGCUAGACGAAUUACAGCCCGAAAAUGCCUGUCCCUUCUAGAGCCCUCAAAGGCAAAGUUAAUGUUAUCCAUCGUUUAGAGUGCAUGGCUCGAGCUUACAGCUUUCUUGUAUCGUUUUAUCAUGGAAUGAUUCUUUGUCUGAGAUGUAAGUACAAGUUUAAUAUUCGGACGACUUCAAAAUGUUACAUUUCGGACUAUGUCUACUCGAAAACAGGUAGACUAGCAGCUAUAUUUAACCGUCCAAAUGCCCCCUGUCAACGUCUAGUCAACCGCACAAUUAAUAAUGCAGAUAGGAUUGCCGUAAAGGGUAUUCCAAUUCAGAAGUUGGGACGCGUAUUGCUUCGGACAGGAUAAAAUGUUCCUGCUCCUGCCCAGUAUUUUGCAUGUUUUAACUCCACUACUGAGCUAUGCAGUACGAUGCGCGACUUGUUCAUUUAGUGUGAUGACGUGUUUUAACUGAGACUGCUGCGCUGAACAUGUGGGAGUACUGCAUAGGCGAUUUUCUGUUUUAAAUAGUUGACAUGGCGUUUGUAGCGGGAGCAGUAGAUGCAAAUGAUUGCAGCAUUCAGAAGUAUAGUUAGUUCGUUUUACUUAAGACAUGGACUCAACUCAUUUAUUUCAACUGUUUCUGACAGAUAUGGCCCCACAAAAUUAACUCUUACUUCAGUAAAAUCAAGAUGUGUUUAAAUUUAUAUAAUUAAUACGCUUUUUGAACUUUCGGUUAGAAUCGUUUGCUGGAGAUUGUUAGCAGACAUAGUGGAUGGCGAGAUCAAAAAAUGUUGACUUCAACCGAAAAGGUGUUCCAAAUAAAAAAAUCUCCCUAUGUGGUAUUGAAGGUGUUAAUAACCAUGAAAUGUUACACCAGGGUAUUUCAUGCAUUCCGUCCUUGGCUCAAGCCUGCCACCUUCAAGCGUUUUUCUCAUUAAGCUUUGGCGUUUGUAUGUGCUUACCUGCACUUUUGAAGGAAUGAGCACUAAGUGAUCAGUUUAGAGAAGAUUAUCGUCCCGAACUUAAGCAUCCUUUUAAAUUAGGAUACAAAUCUAAAAGACGACGUCCCGAAAACUUAACUGUAGUUUAAGUAGUCUAUUAGCAGAAGACUACUAGUAGUCUAGGCUGUUAACUUCUGAGGAAAUUGAAAAGCAGCAAUUUCUAAAGUGAAGUAUCCACCAGAAAACAGACGGGGAAUGCUGGGAAACCCUCCGACGAGCCGCAACCCUCGGCGCCGUGUUAUUCAGCGACAGAAUAUCGGCGAAUCACGCAUGUAUGGGCUUUUGGCUAGUACUUGUGCUGUUAGUAUGAUAUUACCUUACCCUAGAAUAUACUACUAGCUGCCAGCGGGCAGUUAAUUAAUAUGACGCAAAUACCGGCUGCGGCUGAUGGAACUUGGCUCAAAUAUUCAUACAUAAAGUUCUCGGUCUGAGCCUAAAGACAUACAAUAUGCUGAUCUACUCGAGGUUCGCAGUUAAUUUCUGAGGAGAUUUAAAGGCAACAAGUCUAGGAUAUUCUUCGUUCAGCAGAAAUAUGUCACAAGAGAAUAGCUCUGUACAGAGUCCGCCUCAAUAAGGAGUAUGUUAAGAGGGUAGUUUGGGAUCUUUGAAUGGUGAUCAUGGGUGGUUAUAUUAUCAGGAUUAAGCGCAAUAUUGCAUUUUUAUUUCCAGAUAAUCCAUAUUUCCAAAAUACCCCCGUAUUUGGGACAAGUAGGAUUUAUCUGAAAUACACGUUAACUACUUACGUGGCAAGUCAGUUUGAGUCAAGGUCCAUGAGCGCACGAUCGAUGGUGCAGCAUGUGAGCAUUAGUCACGUUUAUAGUGAACGAUUACACUACCAACGAAGAGCUAAAGUAUGCAAUAAGGUCCUUUGAUCGCCCAGCAGUUUUAAGUUUCUUUUCGUCACUAAAAUUUAAUAUGCCGUUCUCUACACCUUUCAGAAAGAUUGUCCAACAGGACAGCUGAACCGUUCUGCAUUUCUCAACAUGUACACACACUUUUUCCCGGACGGCAAAGCCAAAGACUUCUAUGCGCACCUCUUUAGGACGUUUGACCAGGACAAAAGCGGACAGAUUGACUUCUCCGAAUUCCUUACGGUAACCUCUCUGCUAUUCGUGAAAUUUUAUGUUGAGAUUUAUAUUUAUGGCUACGUCUUUAUCCGCGCGCAAUGUAACUGCAUAUUUAGCUGUACAGCAGUGGUGCGUGUCGUCAGGGCUAUAAAUAAUCAUCAAUUUAUAGGAUUCCAAAAUCCCUCCUCGAAAAUGAUGAAGUAAUAAUAAGUUAAUAGUUAACUAAAUCUUUCUACGGGAAGGCUAUCAUUGUAGGUAUUCCAGUCUGCAGAAUCGGUUCAUCCUCCUGCUCCUGCAACAGAUUUUGGGACUUAAAUACGGUAGAAUUUCUGUUCUACAGUAAACGUAAAACAUAUAAAGUACAAAAGGAGACUCUACCGGAUGCUUCGCGAUAUGCGAAAAUUCAGGCUCGUAAGGGUGGCAACAUUGGACAUUUAGUUUGAAGUCGCCAAUAACUAUAGUCCAGCCUCGACGUGCUUCCUACGGAUUUGAUGGUCAAUGAGGCAGUUUCUAAAACGAACACGUCAAUUUGAUAACCCUGCCGCUUAAGUGAGAUCUGGAUUUGGCGCACAAACUCCUUUGUUAUACUACAAUGGUGGGGAAUUUGAGCUGUUUUUCUGUUGGACGUAGCUGUCAUUUUGGUUUCCGAGAAUGAUAAUUUUUAGGACUAGUUUCGGCGAAUUGCCCUAAAGUCAUCCCAGAUGGACUUCAGAUGUGCAUUGAAGUGUUCCAUUUACUGGAGUCAUUGAACUGGCAGACACGUAGUCUUGCCAACAAUUAGUCAGAUACGUUUCACGCUAACAUCACCUCUAAACGCGUUCUCAACUGUUGUCUCCCUAGGUCUCGGGUUGCUGCCGCAAGUGCAAGGUUCAAAACGGUUUUUGGAGAGGCCACUGGGAAUGAGAAAUGAGCAACAAUCUUCAUUAUAAAUGCAAAAAGUCCUAUAAUUACCUCUAACUUAUAGAAACCAUUGCUUGGCAGAUAGCUAAUGAGUAGGAAAACGCAGGUCUACCUACGACUGAACAUCAGGGUUUAAUUAUUCAUUUCGAUAGGACCUUCCUACAUUUUAAAAUGCUUGUAAUCGGACCCACCUCCUCAAGUGGGGCCGAGUACGUGGAACCUUAGCGACAACGCCGUAUUUUCCUUGUGUAAGCGAUCUGUUAGCUUUCUCGGCCAAUGCAUCCAGAUUUCUCUCUGGCCGUCUUGUCUUACAAUCGAGUGAGCGAAGUAGAUGCUGCACAAGUCUCCUUCAAUAUAAGCUAAUUUCCGCGCCAGCUAUUACAAUACACUACCCAAAAAUACGGUUGUCUUCACCGCGUGCGAAAGAUGAGCUGCUGUGCUGGCGCCUAAAUAGAUUGUUAAGGUGGGACCAGAUCUUUUGGUUAUUCGUCUCCCCAGUUCCUUCAGGAGAUCAUCUGUUUGACGUCCGCGUUGCCGACUAAGCAAAAUAAUAAGUAUUUUAAUGUAUGCUUUUCAUUAAAUAUAAUUGGACGUUAGAUGCAUCGAAAAUCACUGAGAAAAAGCAAUACUACUUAAGAAACUAUUUUUUACAGAGUGUAGUUUUUGUAUGCAGCCGAAAGGAAGUUCCUUUGAAAGCCGGCAUCCUUAUUAAACUGAAUUAUUAUACAAUUUUGUUGCAGAUUGACAAGUUUUACAACCCUACUUAGUUAAACUUUUUGAAACAAAAAGGUAUUUCGGUUGAUAUUUAAUGAGAUGGCACCUCUACUCAAUUACUAUACCUUUAGGAAAAUUAAAUCGGAGAGCAAGAGAGGCACAACAAAUAGUGUUUACAGCCCAUUCUGUAGGAUAAAAAUAAUCGCACGUCAACGCCGGAUAUAAUUAAGUGAAUGGAUCUUAACGCCCCCUCGUCCCGAUAGCUGCAGCAUGCGGGAAUAUCGUCACCCUCAUAUUUUGGCUUUGAGAAAACGUCGUUCUAAGCAAGACCGUACUUACCUGCCAAAAGGAAUAAAAAUGUCAGGCUCUUGCUGAUAAUAGUGGCCUCGCCUUUGGGUAUUUAGCCGCUUUAAUAAAUUGCGAAAAUGUAGUCAUUUCUCCAUGACCCACGCAUCACUUUCGGAGAUGAUAUUUGGUAUGGUUCUAGUGCCAUGGCACAUAGGUUAUUUCUGAAGACGUUGAGACGACUUAGUUCACUCUAUUGUCGUGUUCUUAAUCCUGCGCGCACAAAAGUAUUAGUAAAGGAAAUGGACGGAUUCUAUUUUGUGGCCGCACCUGCCGUAGACAAGAACUAGCUGCAUAUCUUACGGGUCGGGGGUAAUAGAGGAUUUAACACUAACGCCUAACUUUAACCCCUAGCCCCUAACGCGGACCCCUAGCAGGUAAGUCUACGAAAUAAGAUCUCAUCAAAGAAAUUAAUUGAGUAAUGCAAUAGGGUGGCUGGUCUCGCAAAUGUCCACGGACAAUUGUGCGUAGAUAAUAUCAAAUUUCGUAAGUCUUUGCUCACGGAAUUUACACUUCCAAACGGGGCUCUGAAGUUUAAAGCAGGCUUUCCCUCCUACUCUUCAAUUAUUCGGCCGCCGCCCACUUGUUGACAGUGGGUGUGGGGUUUGUUGGACAAUCAGUUGAAAAAAUUUGUUAGUAAUCAAACCUGCGUUGUCACCUAUAAAGAGAGAAUAAGAGAGGGUUAGAUUUUCAGUGUGUAUCAACAUGGUUGCCCACUGUCGUUGUGCAGUGAACAUGACGCGUUUGAAUGUUAUAUCCUCUAAAGCCAUAACUCUGCUGUCAUUACGGCAAUUCAUACCACAGUUGUAUGUUAAUGGUUCUCUGUUGGGCGUUUGGGAAUAUUGUGCAGUUAUUAACCAGUAGCUGGCGGAUUUGGCUCAAAUGUCCAUAUCGAAUUACAGACUGGGCCUAUAGAACUUCGUUCUGAUUGUAUACGCCAAGUGAGACGUUGAUUUCUGGAGAGACUAAAAGCUGAAAAAUCACCAUUCGCGUUUCGUUAGGCGAAAGGGAAGACAUGACGCGUCAUCAUUCUACACACCACGUGCAAUAAAAAAUCCUGGAUAUUGAAGUUAACAUCGGGAGAUUCUCUGACAUGCGUACAGUUUCUGCCUUCUCUCUGUGGGUCAGCAUUUUGAUUUUGGUCCUGUACCGAUUUUCCCAUUUUACGCGCUAAAAGAAUUUGCAGAACAUCCUGACGUUCCUUUUAAAAAGUAAUUAAAAAAACUGUUUCAACGUCACCGUUCACGGCAUAAGAAGAGUAAUAUAUAUUAUCGUCCAAAAUUCGGUCAGCGGCAGCUGUCCUCAAGAUCUUCACGGGAAUUUAAUUCUGCUUUGUGUGGUGGGCAUUUUAUUUUUUAAUACCAUUUUUGGACAGCGUCUUUAUUUAUGAAGAAGAAGAUUUUGAAGGGAAUGCAUUGUUUAAAAAGUGUUCUCAACAAAUUAAUCUGCAGAUUCUUUGCAGCAUCGAGAACGUUUUCGUAGAUUGGUUGCCUAACAGCAAAUUUUAUGUUCCGUUUAGUUGUGGGUCAGGAAAAAAUAAUUUUCCAUUCAAAUGCGCCACGGAAUGUAUCAAACUUAACUACAUUUUUAAAAGUGGCGUGCUUGAAAUUUUUACUAUUAAGAAAAUACUUGACAACAACUAGUAACAUUAUGCGUAAUGUCUAUAUAAAAUUGUCAUUGUUCGGGCUUAGUUGCUUAGUUUGAAGAAAAGUUUAAAAAUAAUACUUUGUUUGAGGUUAACGCGAUUGGACUCCAUAAGUACUCAUUUGGUUUUCUUAGAUUGUUGGCCAAAAUGUUGAAACUGACUUAUAGUGUACAUUUUAAUAAACUUAUCAGCAUAAUUAUAUCAGGUAAGCUUACAAACGAAGUAGAGAUAACCAUUCGUUAUUGACACUUUGCCUGUUUUUUCAAGGCAGAUCUUAAUUUAUUUGCGCGGUCUAAUUUAUAUCUUGAACAAUAAUUUUCAUUUUCUCCCUAAUGAUAGUGUCCUAAUUUAACCGUACAUUAGCCAAAUUUUACCGUUACCGAUUAGGCGGCCUAGAACAGUCCCUAGCACGCAUACGAUUUGCUGCCAAAGACUACGUGAUCUCCAUCUCCCGCGUAUUUGGAAAACCUAACCCUUCUUUUCUAUUAUUGCGUUUGACGGGUGUUUUAAUGGAUAGAAUAAGGACUCGCGUGUUGCGAAAUCGACUUAGUUAAUGUGUGCAUAGCACAUUGGCGAUGUGUAAAAUAUGUCAGAUUUUGCAUGCACUCAUUGAUUUCCUGUUAUCUAGGGCGGAAAUGUACGCCAGAUUCACCGAAUCGCCAUAUUUACAGAGCUAUACAUGCGUCGCAACAAUAGCUUUAUUUAAAAUGCACAUAAAGUUGGCCGUUUCCUUGUGGGAUGAUUCGAUAUGCAGACCCAAUUUGAGCAUGUCGGAAAACUAUAGAUUGACUUUUCCAUAAGGUUACUAAUGGCUUUUUUAAUUGAAAAGCAAAAGGCGGUAUUAUGAUUCAGCCUUUCAGUAGCCUUUUUAAGAUGUUCUCCACCACGAUGGCAAUUAAAUCAUUUUACUUGUAAACGUUGUUUGAAUUAAAUAUUUUAAAUUGCUGGGAAGUGUCAGAGGUAUUUUUAGUAGAAGUAAAAUUGCUCCCCUACUGCUUCCACUGCAACGGUGCAGCAUUUGUAACCACUUUCGACCUCUGAGAGCCAGUGAAAUAACGAAAGUCCUUCUGCAAACUGUCUACAAUGCCGUGUUUUAUGAUAAAAAUGGCCUUAAUUAUCAACCAUUCUCUUCAAGCGUCCCGAUGAUAUCCGGACUUUAAAACACGACAGCGUCUCUCAUGACUGCACAGGCAAGGACAUCACUGUCUCUUAAUAGCUCCUGUUCACCUAGCUUGUCGGUGUUCAUAAUGAGCUCAUUUCGCUGUUGAAGAUACUAAUCCUACAGAAGUAAUGUUUUUACUAAUUAUACUUUUAUGUAGGCUCGUUUUUGUACUUUAAGCAGGCUGAACAUAUGGGUCUAUAAAACUUGGUCGUAACAUGUUUGAGAUCAUGCGUGUCGGUUGGAUAACCAUCUGGACAGUAAUAUCUUAAAGUGCGUACUCCCAAAUUGUCCAAGUCUGUGCAGUCAGUCCGCCUCUGUAUAAAAUGCUUCACGCAAUUGACUCUGGCCAGUGCAUUGAAUGGAAAUGAGUAACCACUGGCCUUCUCUAAAAAUCUGUCCAAUAACUUUUAUUUUGUUUUUUCAUAAAAAAUUGAAUAUCACUAUCGUCGUAUACUGCUCGUACGCUCCUAAUACUCUAAUAAUGGCCAUAGGCAUAUCUCUGGAUUGUGCAAUUUUCUGUAUUUGAACUAGAACAAAUCCAAACUCUAUAAUACUUUCAUAGAGCAUAAGACGCCACGCUGGUCAUUCAUAAUGUAAUUUAUUUAAGUUCCUUUUGAACAUUGAAGGUAGAUUAAAUUAAUGCGCGACCUCCGUAUCCAUUGUUUUGAAUCAAACACUCGUUCAUUGCAUAGGAUCCCCUGAGACCAAAACGAAGAUUUGUUUCUCUUAUGGUUAGCGCAAGUAAACGGUAGUCAGACGCUUGAGCAAUGGCCUGAUGGGAACAGAAACCUACACGUAAUAAGCGCAGACACUUUUCACAGGCAGUAUCAAAAAUUCGACCCUAUCGGAUAGUGCAUUAGGGAAUGAAAUUAAAGUUAAAUGCCCGAUCGUCCGCUUUGGGACACUAAUCGGUCUAAACAUGUGUAGACUUGCUUUUUCUACGAUGGGGUUAGGGUAGGGCUCGAUCUAAGUUUAGGGAGAUGUCUAGAGUAGGUGUCAACACAAACGUAUGGGAAGGUCGGGCUUAAUGUUAGGAUCAGCGCUGGGACUUAAUCUAGUGUCGGCUUUAGAGUGGGGCUUACACUGGUUUGACACCUUUGUUUCAUUAAGCUUAUGGUUGGAGGCGCAAUUAGGUCUACGCUGGAGGACUUAAACAAUUUCAGCACUCAGUCAUAUCAUCCCAUAUUUGCCCGGGUUUUCAAGAGAAAAUCAUAUUAGCCGGUUUUUAUAUGAAACAGAGCAAUUACAAGUUUACUAUGACGUCGCCGUAAAAUUGACUGGAAUUAUGGUAGUCUGUGGCACAAGCCGAGGGCUCAAAUCUUAACCUACACCAAUUCAAUCUGCCCACUGUGUGAAUCAACCGGCAUUGUAUCGAGCCCAACUCAAGCGGUCAUGGUAUUUCAAGUACACUGAACCUCGGGUUAGAUUAAGGAAGUCAUAUUGAUCACGCGAUGUUUAAAACUCUUAUAAGAAUAAGUUUUUCGAAAAAGUCUGGACGCUACUGAAAGUUUUAAUAGGUGCCAGCUGUUUACUGUGAGUGAUGAGGAAUUGAUUGUUAGUUAUUUUCAACGUUUUACUGUUCAUCAUAGGCAAUAAGCAUUACCCAAAGCGGAAGCCCUGAGGAGAAACUUGGACUGGCGUUCCAACUCUACGACAUAGACGGCAACGGAACGAUUGAGGAAUCAGAGAUGACUGAAAUUAUUAAAGUGAGCCGUUUGGGAUGUGUGUUCUUUGAAAAUGUUCCUUUUAUCGAUAAUGUGUUUACUUUAAUGAAUAUUUAACGGUCAUUUGUCGCCGAUCUUUUGAUGAAAGUAUAAUGACGUCGCCUAUGUAGGGUUCGCUGCGAUAAGCCCAUCAUUGUCAUAAAACCUCACUUGCAAGUCCACUCUGGUUAAUUCAUAAGGGCUGUGAUGAAAUCUGUAUUCCAAGUUUUUUUUUAUUAAGGAGCUCUAUAAAAAGAUAUAAAAAAGUACGACUUACGUUCUUAGUUAAUGUUGCACGCUACGAUUUUCUAGUUAACUGCAUUUUCUUGUCUAAAUGGCCUUUACUUUGUACUGUUAAAUGCCUAAAGCACAUUGCCCCAUUUAAAUCCCGCUUCUAAUUUUCAAUCAGAAAGCUUUCUAUCAGUAUUGGGAAGCAUUUUGUCCCGCGGCUUUGAAACUCACGGAUUCCAACAUAAAAAGUAAUAAAUGCCUACUGUUUUUAACAUGCAAUACGAAAAUUUCGCAUAAAGGGUUUUCCUUGAUCAGCUACGUCAUGCUGUUCGGAUUGUGUUUUCCAUGCAUUUACUGUCCGAGAGUGAAGGGAAGAGGUUUCCUUCAACGAAAGAAAAAAAAAUUUACAUGCACGUGAGGACGAAGAGGUGGGUUCCAGUACGCGAUUCAGAAGAAGAUGCUAUCACUGGAACAAGAAGUAUAACGAUAGGCACUGGAUUCGUAACUGAUGCGACGAUCCGCUGAGCGAGCGGUUGAGCUCACAGCAUCAGCAGCAGCAUUCGGAGGAAAGAUGCUAGCUCUCAGGUAGCGCACAUUCAACGGGACCCGACCAUAUUUUUAGUUUUCAAGAGGCCGAAAUCCUCGCAAGAGAUGACAACCGCAUGAGCCGCGAGCUGCUCGGCUCAUUGUUUACAGGCCUGCAAUCCAUCAACAAGCGGAAUGACUUUCCAUUGUCAUAUUCAGUGCUAAGAUUUUACUCGAAGAGGGGAAUUCGCCACGUGGGGAGGGCGCAGGCAAGCAACAAGCCCAGUAGCAGCGAGUCAGAUCGUCGAGUAAUCAUCACGACAGUAUCCUAUACUGACGAUGAAAUCGCUGCCUGACGCGAUAGACCCGGACUGACAAGAUGUCAUCGCAUCAGUUACGACCCCCCGCGGUGAUCGUGAGAGCUGUUAAUUAUAGUAUGCAUGCGGUCCCACGGCAGCUGCGUAUUACAAAUACUGAGCUCCUGAUGCCGGCGCUAGCCUAAACUGUUUCUGUUUCUGACGAUGCGUUCAGGUAAGGAGCCGAGACGUCAAGCUGAUAAACAACUUGCUGCAAUGAUCACAUCUUUUUUGAACGAAUUGGAUUGUGCGUCGAUAGAGGAUGAAACGAGCGACGUCAAAUUGCAACAACCUCGGUUGUUAUCGAGUUUAGGGUUUCUGAUGCGUAAUAUACGAGCCAGAGGAGUGUAACUUUUACAGGACGAGCCCUAGAUUUUAGUGGAGCAUGUAAAUUUUCCCGUUUUUAAUGAGUUUGUUUGAAGUAUUUUAAUAAUUUAUAUGUUUAACAUGUGAAUAACACGGCGGCUUGUGUGAGAUUUGAUCUAACGACAGCGUAGGCAUGUUCUCGCCACGUUGACUAAGAGGCCCCACCAGGAACCGUUAGCUUAAUCGCAUUUGGAUCCAGCUACUCGCCGAUCCUACUGCAAAAUAUAGAAGCCCCGAUUCCCAUUCUAUUUUUAUCGUAGAUUACUGCAUGUAAGAGUCACUGAUUAUAGCAAAACGUGUAUGUUUUUAAUUCUCCGGCGCGUAAUAUCUUUCUUAACAGAAGAUUAGGCUAGAGGAAGUGCCGUUGCAAUUUAAGUCCCUGUCGUGUUAAUGUGUUGGCUGCAUUAAAUCCAGCUCCUGUUUGUUACGCGUCCAAACCUCACCCUCUCACCGAGGCUGCGGGGAUUUUUUGCAGUGAUACAGUUAAUCGGAACUCUAGGCAGCUGAGUACAAGAAGACAGAGUCGGUGGAGUAAGGUUUUAUUCGUCUGCCGUUUCGGAUUUUCACUAGAUCAUACCACACGAGGUCCAUUGUCUGAUGCUGCCUUUAAUAAUGGUCAUGAGCGCAUGGCCAAGACGUUCGGUUGAUAAAAUUCUCGCGUCUGCGCUCGUGACUUCAUUCUCUCUGUUACCUACUAAGGUUUGCGUUUAGUUUUAAUCGACUCUAACCUAACGAAGCACGUCCCAAUACUGCAGGUCAUUCAACUAUAAACGCUUUUGCCUAAAAAUGCCUAGUGCGAAGGAGGCGGAAGGAAGGAUCAUCACGAAAUGACAUGUAUUGGGAACGCGGCCUGUCAAAAUGUAUCAAACAAGUCCAUUUUCUCAUUCCUAUUUACGACGUCAGACUUGAUGUGCGCUGAAGGUUCUCUGACACCUUGUUUCCCUGUCGGUAAAUGCGCUUGCGCUCUCACUGGGUAUACACAGGUCGUGUGUGUGUGGUUUCCCAGUCAUCCUCUUCUUUCUGUCGUUGCUUUUGUUUGGAUUCGUGGUCAAGCGUCUGGUGUGGACCAGGGGGUGUGGAUUUGUGCGCCAAGGUGUGGGUCUGCCAGCGUCAACCACCGGCGCCCUCCCCCCCCCCAUCGGUCUUUUUGGCUGUGCUUUGACACCGAACCAGGUGGAGGAGUAAUUGUGGCAGAUACUGUGCAAGUCUACUCUCACCAUAAACAAAGUCACGCGCAAGUCACCUUGCCUGCCUUAUCUUGCUGUAAAACACACGGUGGACAGCUUCGGUUGCGACGGUCGAACCGUCAUAUUGCAUUGUCGCGAUCAAACGUGGGAUAUUUCAUGGACUGGUGUGUGAACUCUACAGUGGUAUCCAUCCUCUGGAAAUCAAGAUCUCUGUUAACUACUGACCGCUUGUCCACCCGACUUUUGACCUACUGAUAUUCUAGGCAGUUGUUUCAAACUUGAAUGGUCGUGGAGAGGCUAUGUAAUCGGCACAUAGUCUGGAUUUCAAAAUAUCCUGUUUUUUCCCCGAAAGCGGCACUGCAACAGGAGGACGCUAGGGGUUACUUAAUGAUUCUGAUUCAAAUGGCAUCUGUUUUCGAUCAGGCGAACGUUCCAUGAGCCCACUUUCACUGCAUAGAAUUUUAUGUCACCCUAAGACAUUGGAAAAUCUUUGCGAGACUCUCGAUCCAGAGCCCGAAUUAGUCCCAUCCGUAAAGGGCCCAGCAUUGUGUUUUCGGAGUCCCUCCGUGGAGAAGAGAUCAACCAAUCGCAUCAUAAACGCCCUCAUUCUAGCUGCGAAUUGACGGACCGUAUUACUCACAUUGAAAAAUAUGAUUAGAAAUCAUAAACCUGAAAAACUAUUUCUAUUAGAGAGAGAGAGAGAGGACUGCUUUAUUUUGAAAAUAAAUUGAUGAGCAUACACUACUUAUUUAAAAGUCUGAGGUAUUUACUGUUUUGGAAAUAAGGGAUGAUAAUUUUUGGACCUGGGCACACAUGCGCACUGAUAAUACUGUCGAUUGCUAGACUCUCAGGAAGGACUGAUUUUGUAAAAUACAAUCUAGACGUUCAUAUUCCCAACUAAGUAGGCGAAACCGAGACUCCCAAUCAGUUAACGAAAUAGUUUACUUCGUUCAUUUAUAAUCUUAUUCUUCCAUGCGAACAUGAAAUGUUUUUUUUUGAAAAUCACAUGGGAUAUCACUUUUUGGAUACUUCUCAUCGAAUCAUUACGAGCACUUAAAAAGUAGGGCCUAUUCUCUUUUACAAGUUCAGCACUUCGACAAAAAUUUCAAAACCAGCAUCAGUUAAAGGUUGAGCUCCAUUCCAGUUUUAAGCUUUAUUGUCAAAGUCCAAACGUAUUCCGCUGUACAAAAGCUAAUCAUGAGCGCUGCGUAUUGAUAAUUUUGCCCGUGUGGUAAGUAAUUUGUAUGGUCACGCAAACUCAGUACAUUAAAAAUGCAAAACCUAUUACUCAAAAGUUCACAGCAUGUCCGAUUGAGUAUUGGUUGCGUUACAAGUAAUAAAAGCCUUCUAACGCGGAGAAGUAUGACUACUGACUUUGAUAUUUACCGUUCCCAGACCAGACGCAACACUAACAUUAAGUAUGUGCUAGUUAUUUGGGUUCAAAGUAGAAUUUGUUUGGUGUCUUUAUAUGCAUAAUAUCACGGGGAUUUACGGAGCGUGUAGAGUGACGGUGGCUUUCUUCUGUAGAUAUUCCGUGGUGAUUUAGGAAUGACGGGUAAUGGCCGCGACAUCUGGUUUAGUCGGGUUAUCCUUGAUUUUUCUUUCGGCAUUUCUGCUGUUAUAUGGCGACGAGGGGUAAAUGAAUCGCUCUCGGAAUGUUGGAUUCAUCUUUUAAGGCAGUAAUUUUUAUUUUUGAAUACUUAUAUUGAUAGCUUAAUGCUGAUACAACUGACAUCAGGUCGCAUAAGCACAAUACUAACACCUAGACUCAAUUUUAGCAAAUAUAUUAAUAGGUUAGCUAGACGCUUUCCCGAUAAACGGCAUGAGAUACUAUGGGCGGUAUAUGGAUGAUAUAUCCGCAAUUCCACCAAAACAAUGUGACAUUUCUAUUCUACUGGAUGAUAUAAAUCAAGCGCAAUCAUCGAUCAAAUUCACUCUGGAAGAAGAACAGUUCGGUUCAGUUCUCCUUCUGGAUGUUCUUCUGAGAAGAAGGCCUGACGGCAGCGUUCGAAGUAGCGUCUAUCGUAAGAAAACGUGGUCCAGACAAUACACUCAUGUUGGGAGUUUCGUACAGCUAAACGUUAAAGGCAAUUUAGUCCGCUGUUUGACAGGAAGAAUGCUAGCGCUGAGAAAGAGCUUAUGGCCAUCAAAAGGCUUUUUCGCCAUAACGUGUAUCCUGAUCGAUUCAUUGCUAAGAACAUGUCCAAAAGACCACCAACACCCCCCAUGCUGGGGACGCGACAAGUGAACUUUUAUGAAGACGCCUAACUCAAGCUGGAUCACAGACCUUUCCAGCAGCUGACAGCCAAGUACUGUUCCCCACCAGUCCCAUCCUAUAAGGAGAAUGCAAGGACAAACUACCAGCUCAGAGCACCUCUAUGUGUAUUUACUCUCCCACCUGGACCUGUGGGGCAGAAUAUAUUGAUCGCACGAGCCGGUGUUUGUCUAUAAGAAUAAAAGAGCAUCUUUCAGCAUGGUUAGGAAAGGGUUAAAUAAAGAACAUCAACAGCUUUAUCCUCGUGCACAUGAUAGGCAAAGAUCACCGUGUAGACGGCAGAGAGGCCUUCAGAGUGAUUUAUAAGGUGCCGUCCAGCUAUCUGGGACUACUUUUUGCAGCGCCUGUUAGCUACGGCUACGGGAACCGAUCUUGUGCGCAUUAAAGAAAUGCAUACAGGUCCUACAAAGGCCAUAGCCCAAAGCCAGCAAACCAGCCAUCCGCAUAUAAUUACCUUCCCCGAGGCCCAUCUUCUCCCUAGUGUCGACUGGAAUUUCGGGUUUUCACUCCCAUUUCUCCCCAAACCCGAGCUACAGCAUAAUUAUCUACUUACCCAGAUCCUUUAAUUCAUUAAUUCGAUAUCCAUAGAAAUGAACAGGCCUGAAGAUAACUUAUCGAAAGCAGGCGCAUGCUCGCGAAAUUGCCUUUUGAAGAAUACUAAUAAGCCGUUCCUUGUUGCCGGUUUGCAUAGAAGCACUCCAUUACAAGUAUCCUCUUUAGUGCGAAAUUUCUAUACAAUUAUGUAAAAGCAGUUAAAUCUGUUUUUGGUAUGCUAAUGUCACCAAACAAAAACGGCAAUUACUUCUCUAAAACACGCCUGGUCUUGCCAUUGUAAAUAAUUUUAGCGGUUUUUUUAUACACCAUGCUAACAUUGGAAGAAGAACGAGACAGUUGCCAAUACAAAGAGCCUGGUUUUUACUAAUCCGCUGUCAGGCCCUCCAGUUAAAUCCAUUUUGAUUGGUUCGAAGUGCCUUCCACAUCUUCCUAGAACCAAAAGGAUGUAGACCACGUCUCGGCUGAUCCCACUGGUUAGGAUUUCUACAUACAAAUAUCUCACGCAUGUUUCUCAUAAAUCACGUCAUUUUUAAACAAUACGUUGGACAUUUUGAAUUUUUGAUUCUACCUUUUCGAUGCCUGACAGGCUUUUAAGUUCAACAGGCAUUUCAUUAUUUUCUUAAGCAUACACAUACGAAUGCCUACAAGACGCUUGUUUUGAUCGAUAAAAGAUAUUGCCGUAUGCAUGUAUUUUUGAAUGGUUAAGCGUUUUUCCCAGUAAAACACUGUCAGACGCGUAACAAAUUCGGAUUUGACUAACAACAUGAACGUGGGGGGUUUUCGAACGUAAACUCAGUCCAUCACCACCUCUGGUUUACAAGUACGGCGAAAAAAUCCAAUCAUAACAAUAUCUUUGGCGACUGUGCGAAUGGGAUAUCUGAACACAGAGUGUCUGUUAGAUACCCUUACUCCCAAAAGAGGACAGGGUAAUGCGGUCGCGAUUCACAACCUUCUAAACCUUGAACUGUAGCUGGUCAUUGUGGUUUUAAGCGUAUCGGCUUUACGUCAGCGAUGUAUAUGCUGAGUUCCAGUGAGAAGGGCUGCCUAAUUAUCAGCCUCAUUCUCUCCGUCUUUCAUCUCCUGUACGUCAGUGUACUAUCAGAGGCAUCUUGUCUGGGUCGCUGCAGCGUCUGGUCCCCUUGUCUAAAGCUCGCCACGAGCAGGUUUGACAGCAGCUACGCGCCAGCGUAGACUCGAUUUAAUCUGAUUAACUCAUUACAGCAUGGUUCCCAUGCUGACCUAGCAGGAGUGUGCGGACUCAGAGCAUGGCUCCGAGUUCCAUGUUAGAUAUGCAAUAUUAAAAGGAGUUUGAAUUGAGGACCGUCAUUAGAACUUUGUCGCAUGGAUUUACGUGUUUGUGUUUAGACGGUCCAGCCUUUAACCAUUGUUUAUCUCGCUAAAGUUGUCUAAACCACUGCCCCUGCUUAUGGUUUUGCGGAACAAGCAGGGUAUAAGAUAUACAAAUUGGCAGAACUUUCGUUACUUCAGCAGCUAACAUGCAAUAUUAUCUAAUCCCCGUUGUUUGCGUAUUCUAGGCCAUCUACAUGAUGGUUGGCGAAAAUAACCCCGGCCCUGAGAACCAACCCGAUGUUCGGACAAGCGCCAUUUUCAAGAAAAUGGAUCUCAAUUCUGACCAUGUUCUCUCCAAGGAGGAGUUUAUCCGAGGCUGCAUAAACGAUGAGCAUCUGUACAAUCUUCUCGCCAGUUCGUCCAGCUAG